Messenger RNA from Photinus pyralis (common eastern firefly), 2418 nucleotides. RefSeq lists its product as uncharacterized. The transcript is spliced from 3 exons. The coding region runs from base 269 to 721 and encodes 150 amino acids. The record is from RefSeq and is a predicted model, not a curated record. Lineage: Eukaryota; Metazoa; Arthropoda; Insecta; Coleoptera; Lampyridae.
GAGAGCGUGUGGUUAGUUAGUAGUUAUUGCAGGGCUCCUCUGUAAUUGCGCGUUGCGUUAUAUAGUAGAGAGUUGCUUGAGUGUGGUUCGAUUUAAUAAAGAGUUUGUUUUCUCGGUUAUAUCAACGUUAGUGUUGUUUGUUAUAUCCGUUCAGCCACUCCUACAGGUUACGAGCCCAUUGCACGUUUUUAUUAUAAACGUUUGAGUAGGUUUUACGCGAGUGAAAAAGUGGUUGAAGAUUGUGGCUUUGUUACAUCGAGGUGACGCCAUGUUUGACAACGAGAAUAUCGAGGAGACUCACAAUGGAGGUGGUCAAAACGUAAAUGAAGGGGAUUUUGAGGAGAAUGGAAAUCUAACACCACAUCCAAAUAGCAAUAGAGACGAGUUAGAGGACGAAAGAGCGGAGUCGGUGUCUGAGACUUCGUCUCGCAACAGGUCACCCACCCCAGAUGUGACCAUUGCUGAAAAACACGAAUUUCUCCGAGACAUGGCUGAGAAAUUGCAAAGUGCAGUUUACAGCAUGGAGAAUUUGAAAGGAAACUCCAAAGACAUCCUGUAUAGGAUGGAAAGCGUCGCUAAACAAUUCCAUAAAUCGAUGGGAAGACUGACUGAGAUCACUGGCACCAUCAAACAGGCCCUGGACCUGUCGACGAAAACAAAUCAUGAGUUGCUGAAGUUUUUGUUGCAGAACGGAGGUGGAACUCCGUCUGGAACAGGGUAAAUCAACAGUAAAUAUGACCACAUUGGACCUGAAGGGUCAGGUCGUCAGUCAUCAACGAGAUACAGCCGUUUUGAGGAGUCUAGUGGGGCACCUUCGAGUCAUUCUAGAGUAGAGAUCCCACGCACAUAUGAGAGAGAGGUAAAUAAAAAUAUUUCUUUCUCAUCGACUCCACUUGUCAUUCCGAAUCGCAAUCCAGAGUUCGAGUUUACGAGUAAUAGAGAGUUAAACAACAGUGUAACGGAGUUGGUUACCACCCUGCAGUCACAGCAAGGUGCUCCAAAGGUCUCUUACAAAAGAGAUUACAUUUUAAAGAGAGACACAAAUUUUGAUCUUUGGAUGGACCGUUUGCAUUCGGAAUUGUCAACUGCGGAUCUGCUAUUUAUUCUUGAUCUUGAGGCACCCAGGCCAAUUAAUCUAGAUGAAGCAAUUCUCAACAAUAAAAAGGGGAUUGUGAGAGAUAUAAUCAUCAACCACCUGGAUGAGACAUAUCACUCUAGAGUAUUGAAGAUUAGAGACCCAGUAGAGAUAAUCCAAACAUUGAGAGGUUUCAGACGAGAUGAGGCAAACCUGACUCCCUCUAAUGCAAGCAUUAAAUUUUAUAAGAUGAAGAUGACCCCUGGAGAACGUUUCAUCAGCUUCUGCGAGAGGUUUGAGAAGGAAUCGAGAGUUUUAGAGAAUUGCGCUAAUGCAACGCCCUUAAGCGCUGAAGAGAAAAGAGCGGUGUUCUAUAACGCUGUUCUUGAUUCCUUCCCGACAUUGAGCGAUGCAGAUUCCACUUGCCAAAAUGUGUCUAGGAGAGAAUUUACAAUUCUUUUUGUAUGCGCAAGGAGGCUGAGAAAAAGCAGACCCAGCAGACACAUAGAAGCAAGGAGUACGUACCCAAGGUCAAUAGAGUUGAAAGAAAAACGAGACGAAAUCAGAAAGCGAGGACGUGUGUUACCGGUGUAACGAGCUGGGACAUCGCUCGACUGCUUGCCCGAAGACGAAAGAGGGACUGUGGUACUGUUACGGCUGUCAUGACCUCACCCGGCACAUUGCAGCACAUUGUCCUAAAAUAGCAUCAUCGAGUGGAGCCAAGAAGCCUUCUUUUGCAAGAGGAAAACAACCAAUGAAGUUGAAAGAUAAGAAGCUACACAAAGUAGACAAAUCCGGAAAGGUCCACAAGAAAUCUGCUAAGAAUGGAAGCCAUAAGCACUACCUUCUGGCCAAAAACAACAAUAAAGGUGAGCGAGCUUUUCAUAUUAGUACUAGUAAUAAUGUCAAUUUUGUUGCUGACUCUGGAGCAACCGAGCACAUAGUCAACAAUAACCUUGUUUUGAGCGAUUUUCGUAGAGUAGCUGAGGGUGUCAUAAAGAGUGCUAACAAAAACACCUCAGCUGAUAUUAAAAUUGACGGAAAAGGCAACAUGUGUGUGUUUGCCGACAAUAAGAGAAUAAGAUUAACAAAUGUGUUAGUUGCUAGAGAUAUUUCUGAAAAUUUGAUUUCACUACGAAGAUUCGCUGAAGCAGGUUUUAAGAUUGUCCUUGAUGAUAGAGUCCUGAAAAUCAUAAAUAAGAGGGGCGAGACUAUUUUAGAUGGAAAAUAUGUCAAGCCUAAUUGGGAAAUUAAUUUGAGUGUAGAGACAAAGUCAGACAAUGCCGAGUCUCAAGUUUUUGAGGAUUACACUUGCUUUGCUAGAAUCGUGGGAGAGAAGAGAU